Cryptotermes secundus is the source of this 11358-nucleotide messenger RNA. Its product is annotated as KICSTOR complex protein SZT2. NCBI's taxonomy places the organism in Eukaryota, Metazoa, Arthropoda, Insecta, Blattodea, Kalotermitidae. The record is from RefSeq and is a predicted model, not a curated record. Gene Ontology annotation, cellular component: peroxisome.
UCACCUUCCUUGUGUAAAGUGCAACGCGAAGAAAUUCACUCAAGUUAUUUAAUAUUGGAAUUAUUCCAUAGGCCUCUCUAAUUUAAUUCGAUAUUUUUCAAUCGAUUAGUUGCAAAAUUAUCUGUGGUAUGAUAUUUUCAAUAUGGUAGUACAUAUUUAUGCAGCCUGAUAAAUACAGCAAGAUAUGCAGUUAUCAAGGUGUUAUCAGUUACUGUGAUGGGCGGGAGUCAGCGCAGAAAUAUGUACAUAUUUUUAAAUAAUUAAUUAUAAAGUGUCAGGCAUUGAAAAGUAAUGGCGGGAAGCGAAACAGGAUCGGCUGAGAAGAACAUGGAGAUUCUAGAGGCAAAAUUUAUAUACUUACUUAUGAAGAAGGAGUACCGUAUAUCCCGGAGCAUUCGUAUGCAGUGGUUCCUUGAACAGCUGAACAAAACAAUUACUGUUCCAUGCUCAAGGGACUUGAAUGGAGCAAGCAAAACAGAAGCUGAGCCGGAGACUCAAUCAUUAUCUGAGCCUGAGCUGACGGUGCUUUCGGUGAUUCCUCAUGAACAGCCACCUGAAUGGAAACCUGAAUCUAGUCACAUGUACAAAUAUCUGGUCACUGCUCAUUCAACGAUAAUCUUUCUGACACACAAUUAUGGCAUUGUCUAUUGCUUGGACAUGAGCCCUUCCUUGUCAGCUGUUGAUAUACAGCAUGGGCAAGUAAUGAUUGAUGGCAUAUUUGCAUCUUUAAAAAGGAGUCUUGAUGGAUUAACAAAACCAUUUAGUAUCCCCGGGUCAAACAUGGUUUUUGAACCAGAGAUUCAUGUUACUGUGAUAGCUCAUACACCAUUCUUCAAAACUCCUGCACAACAGGUUUUGGUGCAAGGAUGGUGUGUCACACAAGCUAAUAAAGGAGCUUUUCUGAAAUCAGUCCAAGAGCAGUUAGAGAGCCUAGAGAAUACGGUGGCUGAGGUUGCAGGCAUUGCGUAUGAUCAGUUGGAAGCUCUUAGGGCUGAAUCUGAAAAAUUAGUGGGUGGACUCUUUGAAGAAAGCAGUGAUGGAGAGAUGUUACCACCAACAGCAGCUCGAGUACCGAUGGUGGCACCUGAUGCAGGAUUUGUGAACAUGCUUCGAUAUGGCAUGCUUGCCUUGCGCCUUUUACCUGAGAGCAGCUGUAAAAGUCUGAUAGUUGUGACAGAUGGUGUAGUAGCUAGCCCAGAUGUAAAUGUGCUUGACUCAGUGUUAGCACAACUUCGUAGUGGCACGGUGUCCUGUUCCUUUCUUCAUGUGGGAUCUCCCUUCCAUCCACAUUGUUGCUCUGGUCUUGUCCCAUAUGUGGAUCUUAUGCAGUUUGUGGCAGAUGCAACGUGUGGAGCAUAUCUGAACAUGAUCCCAGAGAUAGACUCAGAUUCAGAAGGAGCCAUGAAUAUUUAUCAUGAGAAAAUUCUAACAUGGAGAUUCCAGAAAGUUAACUGUGAGUCGGUGUCACUGAUGCUAAAUUAUUCUCCUCCUGUCUCAUCAGCCAUGCAUCCUCCUUUCCCUGCCCAGGCAGGCGAGUGGCAUGUCAGCAAUGCAUGUUUUUAUGGCAGUCAUGAGCCACACCUACUUAGAAAGAAGCAAGAAGAAGAUAAUUUGGCAACAACAUUGCUCAGUGUUCUGUGUUGUCGAUUACGGGAAGGAUAUACCAUCAAGAACAUUAACAUUCGGGAGAAUCAUCUGGAGGUUGGCCUUAUAUUGCCCUGGAAGAACCACAUCUAUAUUGACUACACAGUUAACUGUCAGUGGCCACCAUUGUCCUUCAAUAAUAUAGGUCCUGGUUCUAGUCCAGUAUCCAUUUCUUGUGCCUUGAGUCCUGGCAUGGGUCCAUGGGUAUACUCUGGGUCUGGUGUAAUACACUACUCCAUUUCUAUUGAGGCCCCAUAUGAAUUUCUUCAUGACAUUACAUGCCUGCUGAAAAAACCAUUCAAGUCUCAAUACCGUCAGGCUGUUGUGUCCCGCUUUUGGACCACUCUGAAAAAUCUGAGUAGAUCAGAUCAGUUGCUAGUGCAGCUCAGUUCUUUCCCUAGCAGUCCUGCAACUUACACCAUUCCUGAGAGCAUACGUAGUGGGAUGCCAGUAUUCUACCUGCCUGCAAACUCUUCAAUUCCAGUACUCUCUGCAAGUGACUCAACAUGCCUGCAGUUUGCCCAAUUUUGGAAGCCUAUAUGUCUUCUGGAACCUUCUGUGUGGAAAAAAUGGUUGCAUACUCACCGAAUAGGACUUGUCUUACAGCAUGACCGGCCUCUACCCCGACACUUACAUGUACCUAAUUCUAGUGGCCGUUUUCAAGUCAUACAAUGUCGCCAAGCUGCUGCUGCUCUCUAUUCCUUGCUGAAAGACUGGAGUACAUUUGUACUCAUAGAGAAUCACUCUUACGUGAAACUGAUCUAUGGGGAUGCUGAGAAACCUCCAACUUCCUUUUAUAUCAUUCGGGUUACUUCAAAACCUCCCUGUGUUGUGAUAAAUGUUGCUUUCCUAAGUGGUACUCCAGGAUAUCUGCGUUACAAGACUGUUCAGCAACUGAAGGACCACAUUGCUCAACUGACAUUUCCACAGCGGCCAUCAGCAAAGGAACCUUCUGUAAGAAAGGUCACAUGUGUUAAAUUUCGGUCUACAGCAUAUAAAUCACAUCAACAACAGCGGCAAGAACAGUUGCAACAACAGCCAAAGCAGCAACCUCAACAGCUUUCUCCAACCCAACAACCACCAAGAAAGUGGUCAGAUGUUAACUGUUGUGUUCUUCUUCAGAAGCCCAUAGAGAAGAUUCUCAUUAGGUAUGAGCGGAUGCCAUCUGAUUUUGGCACUGUUGUAUUUCCGGAUGGCACAACACCAUUAGCACCUGGAAGUCAGACCAAGUCACGGACUGCAGGUGGUGGUCUCCUUACAACAUUGUCACGUUACUUACAUCACCGACGCUGGGUGUGGGCAGCUCAAAGUGGAGCUGAUGUGGAAGAAGAAGCUAUUGCACGUGUGUUGGCCACCAUUACAAAAAUGCGUUUGCAGGAGGGAUUCAGCUUUGCUCAUUCUACAGCUGGAAUCAUCAACAUGGUUUUAGAAGUGCAGAUGAAGGGUGAGACAGACUGUGAUGCCAAACGUUUUGAGGACGGUAUGGAUGAAUGUCAUUUGGAGUAUGAGAAAUGGAAGAACAGUUUGCGUCCAUGUGUUAUACAAUAUGUUAUGUUUCCACCUCACACCACCUCAAGUAAUAGCAAGGAAAGUGGCUCAGAAGGUGAUGGAACAGAUGAAGUUGAAGCUCUUGAAGAAGGUGAUGGAGAGUUACAGAUUAUAACAGAAUGUUGGAUAGAACCACAGCAUGGUUUAGUGGUGAACUGCCCACCUGAGAGGGACUACAUGGAACUCCUACCAUACUACAAGCUUGCUGAUGUGAUUUGCCGAGUAGAUGUUGAAUGUAUUUCAUCACAUCUAACAUUCCAACAUCUUAACCUGAUGUGUCGUAAUGCCAGAGUUCGAUCUCCUGUUGGAAUUUCACCUCUAAGUGGAGUAGCAAGAAGUUCUCCGCUGGACCCAAUUGGGUAUAGCCCAAAUGUGGUCACCUUAGCAGAACAAAGAAUUCAUUAUAUACCAUUUGCCUUCAAUCUCAUGAAUAUUCUUCCCAAAUGCCAGCAAGCUGAAUUGCUUUUCUCCAUGUUUAUCCAAGAUUUAAGUUUUAUUGGCAGCUCAGAUCCACUUGCAGUGGCAGCAGAUGCUCCCAACGAGUUGCUCAGUGAACUACUCUUUGAACAACUGAAGCAAAUUCAUGACAAGGAGCUGCAGCUGACAUUGGAGGACUGUAUGUGGUUUCUGCAGCUGUUACAUGCAAGAGAGCGUGAUGGGACUGCUUAUUCACUUCCUAUCCCUGUGCCUUUGUCACAUCAUCCAGCAAGGAAGAAAGGAGACACAGAACAACACCAGGUCCACUCCUGUGCAAACAGUGUUGCCUCAGAAGCCACCGUGUGUGACAAACUUGAUAAGGACCCAUUGCUAAUACCCAAAUGGCGAUGUUUCCUGAAAGGUCUCAGCUCAACCCAUAUUAUUCUGACCUUUGUACCUGCCAGCUACAGUGACCUCAAACUUCUCAUGUUCCCUGGACAGUCACUGGAUGAAGCACAUCCGAAUGCUGUGAAGUUGGUAGGGUUGACUCCAGGGCAGACCAGAAAUGAAGUAAUGAAUAGUGAGAAGAAUGGUGAGAAAUUGGCAUGGGCUGACACCAGUUGUGUUGUGCCAGUUAGAAAUACCCAAGUUCUUCCUUCAGUUGAUCACAAUACAUCAGUUCUGUCUCGAAGUUCUUCUUGCGACACUUCAUGCAUCUUCAGCAAACUUCCGUUUGCCAGCCAUCUUAGGUCUGAUUCAUGCUCUCCUCUCUCAUUUGAUCAGCAUGAAGUUACAAGUGAUCCUCCGUUUCGAAUGAGGGCAAGUUCCUGGGAUACUGUCACAAAAAACGCUAAGGAUAGCUUGGACCGUAUCCGUACAGGAUCCAUGGACUCUAAAAUUAAAAUAAGGCGUCCUUUCACUGGACCAUCUCUUAGGUUACGUGAUGCAGCAACAGAUGUGGAAGAAAGCAAAGGCCAUCAUGUAAAAUAUCCUUUUACUGCAUCACAGAAAAUUUCCUCUGCUCCCCCUAAUCCAUCUCUGGAUUUAAAUUCAGGACAAGUACUUUUACAUGUUCCAAAGUAUGGUGCCCUUUCGCUGCCAAUUUAUGUUUAUGACUGUCCUUUGGCCAUGCUGAUGGAUGUUCUUGUUUAUAGAGAUAUAGAUGAUGAGUCUGGUAAUAAAGUGUGCAAAGACAUAUACCAGGACAGAACUUUCAAGCUACCUAGUGUUAUGAAUCUUGUGCAAAACCAAAGACAAGGCCAGUUUGGUGUGGAAGAGGGAACAGUUGGUAUGCAUUUUAACACAGAUGAUGGGACAAUUGGUGAAAGUGAAAGGGACUCAUACCAGGUGGUAGGAGAUAAAGUAGAGACUCAUACAGCUGCAAAGCAUAUCAGUCCUGAACCAAAGUCAGAAGAUUCUGAUGGAAUGUCAGAUGUUCCAAGUCUAAGUCAGCACUGUAAGGUGGUGAGCCUUGCAUAUUACAAGGUGUUUGUUUCCUCCCUCUUCAAGUCACUUCAUUUGAAUAACACAGUCCAUGCUCUUGAUGUCCAGGCAGCUAUGGAUGAGUGUGAAGAAGCGCUUAUAGAAAUUGAUAUCACCAAUUUCAUACAGACUGUCUGUGGCCAUCUGAAGGACUUUUGUAUGAAAACAAAAGUGGAUGAAAUGAAGCAGAGGAGUAAUGACAACAGCCCACAACAUGACCCAAAGGCUGUAGCAAUAAGUGGAGAGUCUGUAGCAGACUCAGAGCCCAAGUUUCCUUUGCUGUUGCUUCAGACUCAUGCUCCAUGUCAACAACUUGAACUCCUACACAGACAAAUCAAAACUAAAUUUAUGCAGGUCCUCACAGUCAUGUUUAGGCCAGUUCCUUCUCACCCAGAGUUCUACUUCUGUACUCAAAAUUGGGAAAAGAAUCAAUCAGUAAAACAAGUUGAACUGAACGAGUGUGAUAAACACAGUCAGAAACCUUCAGAACCGGAUAACGAAUUGGGCAGCAUGACCUUUCAUUCUGAAAAUGUGGAGUUCAGAUCUCAACGUGAUAGUUCCAUAGGACUUGUAGGAAUGGGAACUGGAACCAUGAGGGAAGGCCAGGGUGGCUUGGUGACACCAGAUGAUGCUCACACCUCAGUAGUAUCUAACAUGGACUCGGACAGUGUGAGCGAUUUGAGAGAUGAAGAAACUGCUGAGGAAGUGUCACCUCUUUUCCUUCAUCUGACAUGUUCAGUUCGUUCCAAAGGAAAGAUCAGCAGUUGUUCAGUUCAUGUAUUACCAACAUGCCUUGGUGAACUGGUUCAGUCCUGGGAUUCCGAUGAGACUGAGCUGGACAUGAGAGCACUGCAAGUGACGCUUGACAUCCUGUGCCUCACACUUCCAAAUGAAUCAGAAACAGAUGUUGUGGUUGAAGACAGAGCAAAGCAUCUUAGCAAAGUGCCUCCUCCUCCUUUCUCUCAAUCAGUGCCACAUGUGGAGGAAUGUGAUGAGCUUGAAGUAGACAAAUGUGAAGCGAAUCAUCCUGGUGGCAGUGUAGGUUCAGCAGAAUGUUCUGGCUCUCCCGAGCCACAACUUCCAGGUGAUAAAGGAGGUGCUUCUCAUCUGUACAUGCUCCAACAGCUCAAACACCUGCCUGAGUAUCAACAUAAAGCAGUUACAGCAUUUGUGGAGAAAAUUGAGUGGCUGAUGCGUGAUGAGAUUGCUGCCUUCCUGCUGGACACGUUUCCAUUGGACAAGACUACGUUAGCCUUUGUUGCAAAUCAUGUUGCUAGUUCACCUGAUCGGCCAAGUUGCUUAAUGGAACGUGUUCAAUUACAGUUUGUUUAUGGACCUGAACGUAGCCUUGAGCACUUUUUGCAGGAAUUCCGAAACUUAAGCUUGAAUGGAUAUCAUCUGUGUGAACAAGAUGAGCUGUACUACCUUGUUCGUGACAAACGUUCUGCUACGGCUUCUGCAUCUGCUUCAGCCUCAGAUCCUGUCACUGGAGUGAUAACACGCAAAAAAAGUGGGUCUGUGUUACUUCCUCCCCUAGGCUUGAAGCUUCAGCCAGGACAGACUGCAGGCCAUGCAGGACUGUGGACUGAUAUUGGCCACCCACCAGCAGCUGCUUCGAGUGAUGAAAAUGUUCUUGUGAGUGACAGCUUUAUUGAAACUCUAGAAUCAAAAGUCCCAGUAUCUGUUGGUAACAUGAAUCUGGAUGACAGUGACACAGAUGAAGAAUCCAGACCACAAGACCAACCGAGACCUCGACCCAAGUCUAAACACUUGGAUGCAACUGUUGUGAAACCACAGUGUGCAGAUAAAGGCUGGCAGGAGCUAGCUCCUGAUGUAACUCUACAAUUGAAAAAUAUUGUAAGAAAUGCAUCAGGCAGUGAUGAAAAACUAGGGCCAAAUCACAGCCAAUUUCAGUCUCCCAGUCCAACAGAUGGACAUAGCCCACAUGACAGUCAUAGUCUUUGUGAAAUCUCUAGUCCACCUGAUGGUUCAUGUCCUAAGGAAAUUCUUAGUUCUGAGGACGGUCCUGCUGGAGUAAUAAAACUUAACCAGAACAAUGGUUUUGGUGACACAUCAUCAAGGAAUGAAGAUGUAGGAGGAGAAAAGGAAAGUGACAAAAUUAUGGCACGAGAAGUAUCACCAACUCGGUGGUGUGCAGUAACUGCCUGGCAGCGCAGACAGCAACAGCAACAACAGCAGGGAACUCCAGGACACAGAAGUGAGGUGUCAAGCAUUGUGGAGAGUGCUGUGGAUACUGAAGAUGGAUAUGAAGGAUAUGCUGGUGAUAGUAGUGAUUCAGCUGAUGACUGUGAUUGGCUACAGGACCUAGAUAUGCGACGACCAUCCUUACCAAAGUUUUGGCUUAUCAUGAAGGUGAAUCCUGAUGCAGUGACAACCUACUUCCACUGCAGGAGCUCUGAGAGUGAAGUUGAAGCUCCAUAUAGAAAUGUGCAGCUUAGUGCUGUGGCUAGCAUCAAGCGACUGUGCAAGAUAGUGAACCAGACAAUGCUCCUGCAGAACUUGCAUGACACUAGGGUGUGUGAUCAGUUACUUGAACAAGAGGGUAGUGAGGACAUCAGGAAGUCUGGCCCAGAAAGCCAAAGACCGACUGGGGAAAAUGAAACACAAGGAAGCUGCCUGGAAACAAGUCCUAAGUUCAUGCCAGGUUUGUUUUCAUGCAGUGUGGUGUGGGAGGUACAUUUCAGCUUGCAUCCACGUCUGAAGACAGGCCCUGGUAAACCCGGAUUUUCCAGGGGCAUACAGGCCAUGCGCAACGUUCUGAAUCGUCUCUCUGUUAACAACCGUAAAAAUAUGUUUGUGUAUCAGGACAAUUCUGGGAAUGUUUUCUACCUCAGACUACAUGAAAAUGUUUGCAAUCAUAGCAAGUCUACUCCUCCAGGAUGCAUUGGCCGCUCUGACACAGAAGAUAAUUUGCCUGGCCCAGUAUCUCGAAGCUCUUCCAUUGCUUCUCUCAAUGCAAGUAAACAUGCAGGUAGUGCAGUGGGAGCUCAGGUUUCAGGUGGAGGCGUUCCUGAAGAAGUUGGAGAUGGACGACCACGAGUGCAGUCUUUUGGUGAGAAGGAGCUUUAUAUACAAACUUCAUCUACAGGAUUAAGUUCACAGACAGGUCUAAGCUCCAGUGAUGGUAAUGCUACUACUCCAACACCUUGUGUUACUCCACAGCCAAUGUUAUCUCGGCCUGAAGACACAGUCAUCCUAAAGGUGCAUGGUAUUUCAGAAGCAGGUCCUGAGAUUAAGGAAGAACUGGUACAAGUUCUCCAGAACAGACUGGAUGAUGCUGUUGUGGAGGUGUUGUAUGUGAUGCUAGCAAGGAAUCCCAUGUGCAAGCUCACACCAGAUGAUGUUCAUUUCAUUCAGAAACCAUUUAAGGCUCCAGAGUCUGUGAUUCAGUUCUCAGUCCAGCCCCAUGCUCUUCCCCAUCUUCAAGCACUUGCUUACUAUUUACGUCAGAACCUGUUGCAGUUUCUCUACAUCCCCAAAUACACUGAUCCACGGUCAGAAUGUCACUUCCAGGAUUAUUCUGAGCCGGAAACAUCAGCAAAGCGGGUCACUGAAGGAGACCUGUUCCUGUACAACCAGAGUCCUGUGUCAGGCAGCAAAGGCAUAGCAUGCGUUGCUGUGGCAGUUGUAGAUGGUGAAGGCAAUCUGAUGCAGCAUCAGAACUACCCUAAACCUCUUCCUUCUGCUCACCUGGAAGUACUGGAUUCCACUGAAUUUGCAUCACUGACUCUGACUAAAUUGUAUGAAUCUGGGAGCAGCCUCAACCAGGGGCCAAGACCAGCAGCUCUGCUUGAGUUCCGAAUCUGGAAACAGGGUAGAGUGAACAGCGAAUCUCUGACACAGAAGCUGCAAGCCUCAGUUCAGCAUGCCACAUGGGAUCUGCUCAUGGAAUUUUGCCUACUGACAGCUCCAUUAGGGGUUCCUUGUACAGGAUAUGCAUCGCCAUCUCCAUCCCCACCUGUUACUGUCUCUGCAUUGGUGUCUACUUCAGCUUCUCCAUCAUCUGCAGUCUCUCCUUUGCCCAGCUCAGAACCCUCAACACCUAGCAAAGCUAAGAAGGCAGUGAGGCCAAAUGACUCAAAUAGCAUUACUGAAAGGACAUCAGAUUUGGUUAAUGAUAGUCGGAUUGGGUCCUCUGCAAAAGCAUGUAAGCCAGACCCACUAGAAAGUGGAGAGAUUGGUGUCCUGCACAAGAUGUACCAUGCCACAAUGAGGUCAUGGUUUGAUUUUGGUGUUGAGCUUGGGGUUCCAGCUGUCCGGAAACAUUCAGUUACACUUACAGUGCGACAUUCGCUGACUGUGAUGGUGCGAGAAUUGCAGAGCCUUGUGAUUCUGAAUGCUGGUGAUACAACCCCAUUGGCGUUUUGGGAACAUCCAUUUUCAGAAGAAGAAGGACACUUGGAAUAUAUUCCUGGUUCAUUCAUGGGACCAAAAUUUAAUGGUGGAUCCUGUUACAAUAUUGGGAUGAGGAGAGAAAGUUCAACAUGUCUGCUCCUUGGAAGAAAUUUGGGACAGUGGAAGGCAUGUGUGGCAGAAGAUGCUGGAUUUGAUCCAGAUGUUCUUGAUCCAAAAAAUGCACAAAAAGUGUUGCAGAAGUUCCCACCUUUGUUGAUGCUGUCAGAACAACCGCCUCAUUUUGUGCCACGUCAACGGCUGCUACUAGCAAUUCUUAACAAUCAAAAAACUGUCAUUUACACAUACAAUUGGUCAAAAGAACGAGUAGAGAACUUUCAUCAGCAAGCAACUCAAUUAGGGCACUGGCUGAGUGCACGUUCAAGCCUCCUCACUAGUAUAUUCACACAGAAGAUGGGGUUGUUCCACAACCAAGAACUGUCUCGCAAACAGCAUGCCAGGAAUACUAGUCUUGAUAAUAGUGCCAUGACUGGAAUGCUGAUGAAGUCUCUGGAACACAAGAUUUCAAAUCCAUACUUGAGCAAUCUUGGGGAUAUAGAGCAGCUAGUGAAGUUUCCUGUUGGUGUUGGUGCUGCUCAUAAAGAUGCAACAAGUCGCCGAGUUGGUUUCCCAACUUAUUUGGGUUCUGCCAUGGCAUGGCGUGAUGCCUUUCGUGAUGGAAAACCCAGGAGACCAAUUUCAAAGAUUCCAACUAAUACUGAUGCUGUUGUGUGUCAUGUUCAGCAGAUGUUGGAAACACGGCAGAUCGAUAGGAAAGCAGAGGAGCAGAAGAAAUUGUAUGUGAUGUGGCAGACACGCGGAGCUACUCCAAACAUUCCACUUGCUGAAGAUAUAAUUCACCUGUUCAAACAGAAUUCACGAGUUAUUCAUUAUUGUCUAACACCUCUCCUCUUCCUACCUAGGUGGAGAGUACAGUCUGCAGCAACUCGAGACCAUGCACUCAGUAGUAUGACUUCUACACCAAAUGCAUCAACACAAACUACAGGUGCUGCAGCCCCCAGUCCAGUUUCAAGGGCCCAUCACACACAUCACUCUCAUCAUUCUUCUGGCAACUCCACUGCAUCAGUACUACAGACAGGACAAGUUGGAAUGCCAUCACCUACUCUUCACAAACAGUCUGAUGACAAAUGGCAUGGUGCACUUUGUGCCAACUUUGUACAUGAAUACAAACAAUAUCUCCAAACACUGGGCUUUAUCCCCAUCCAGACAGAGCCAGCAUCACCGAGAAAAGGGUUGAAGGGUGGAAGUGUAAAGGUUCCAGUAAGGGAUGGAGAGGACAGUUCCAGCAGAAGAAAGCAACCAGACAAGGAUAACAAUGUGUGCUACCUUCAGAAGUCUCUACUUGGAGGCAUUCUUUUGUUUGAAAUAUUACUCUGUGAGCCUUUUUUCCAUGCCAAACUUCAUGCAUUAGAACGCUCAAGACUGCAGUCAAAGUCAUCCAGUAAUGUGUUAUCUCAGUUUACAUUGAGCUUCCUGGAUGAAUGUGACAAGAUUAAAAUCCUCAUGCACCUGCAUUCAUUUACAUAUGACUAUCACCUUCGUAGUAUCCAUAGCUAUGUGUCUGGACACCAAGCUAUUUUGAAGCAAGGCUAUAAUCUCACCCAUUUCCUUGAUGACUUUCUGAAGUAUUACUCGAAGGCACCAAACUUUGCAAGAAACCUAGUGCAUGCAGAUGUGUUAAUGGUGCAUGAUGUGACAACACCUGCCCGGCAGCUGUUCAGCUACCUCCUGAGCCACGGGAAGGUCUAUAACAUGGAGGUCUUUCGCAUGGCUCCUGUCCCUGUUGCAGCAUUGAAUGAUUCUGAUUAUGGAAAAUAUGAUGCUGACUCUGAU